AUGGCGCAAAAAACCCCCACAAGGAUUUUGAAAAAACUCUUGAACCACCUUUCUGUGGAUAACUUCAAGGAGUUUUGCGACGCGCUCCUGGACCGCAGGGAGGAACCGUGCGUCCCUCGCGUAAAGGUGGAGGGGAAAGACCGCCUGGAGAUCGGUAAUGUGAUGAUAAACACUUUCACGGAGCAGGGAGCUCUGCAGGUGGCAGGGGAAAUCCUCAGAGAGAUCGGCUGCUCCCAGGCUGCGGACAAACUCGGUAGGUUCAACAUCUGGCUAAAGAGGCAGGACCAGCAGGACCAGCAAGACCAGCAAGACCAGGAGGACCAGGGGUUCUUCAGUGAAGCAUUUUUUUUGGACGAACACAGGACGGGCUUGAUCCAGAGAGUGUCCAAUAUCGGCCCCAUUUUGGAUGAGCUGUUGUCUAAAAACGUCAUCCAGUCUGAGAUGUACACCAAAAUAAGAGCUCUGCCAACCUCUCAGGAGAAGACGAGGGAGCUCUUAGAUGGUCCUGUCAGAAGCUCAGAUGACUGCAAAGAGAUCUUCCUCGAAAUCCUCCGGAAGUGGGAGCGAUUUCUUCUAGCUGACCUUGAAAAGAAAUAGUUUGUGGUGAAAUAAAAAAAUAGAAAACAACCAAGAAAAUGUUUUCUUUGCAGUGGACUAUAGGAAAGUGUUUUUGUAAUCUGUAAUAUUUUAAACCUAAAUUUGCUGGAAUUGGAAAGGUUUGAAAUCCCAGCCCUGAUCACUGAGCCUCAUAAAAAUACCUCAUUUUAUAAAAGAAAAAUACAUGUGUUAUGUAGUUUUUUAUUUUA
Messenger RNA from Cololabis saira (Pacific saury), 806 nucleotides. Its product is annotated as apoptosis-associated speck-like protein containing a CARD. Gene Ontology annotation, biological process: regulation of apoptotic process; inflammatory response; innate immune response. Lineage: Eukaryota; Metazoa; Chordata; Actinopteri; Beloniformes; Belonidae. The record is from RefSeq and is a predicted model, not a curated record. Bases 1 to 597 code for a protein of 198 amino acids. The transcript is spliced from 3 exons.